This is a messenger RNA of Sphenostylis stenocarpa, 990 nucleotides long. NCBI's taxonomy places the organism in Eukaryota, Viridiplantae, Streptophyta, Magnoliopsida, Fabales, Fabaceae. The record is from the annotation of a GenBank genome assembly.
AUGAAAAAAAUGAUGAAUACAAUUAUCUUUGUUUUGUGCUUGGUGAUCAGUGGUGCUAACUCUGCACUUCAUGGUGUUCAAAUCUUACCGGAAGAAGAUUUGGAACUGGAAAGGCAACUGAAGAUCAUUAACAAGCCUCCUAUCAAAGUUAUUCAUACAGAGUACGGAUACAUUGUUGAUUGCAUUGAUAUUAAAAAACAACCAGCUUUUGACCAUCCUUUACUGAAGAAUCAUACCUUGCAGAGAAAACCUAGUUUUCUCGUACCAACCGAAGAAAGACAUGACAGCCCCAUUUUUGGACUUGAUAAAGAGGAGUGUCCGAUGGGAACGGUUCCUAUCAGGAGAACAACAAAAGAAGAUCUUAUACGAGAAAAAUCAUUAAACUAUAGUAUUAAGAUUGAAGGUCUUCCUGGUGUUCACGUUGCAGAACUAAGUCUUUCAUCACAAUUUAGUCCUUACUACGGAGUUCAUGGAUGGAAUAGCGUUUAUAAUCCCAAAGUUGCUUGGAAUCAAGACUCCUUUUCUCAUAUAUGGGUUCAAAAUGGAUAUGGAAGUGCAUCUAACCUAAUCAGUCUUGGAUGGCAUGUGACUCCGCAUUUCUAUGGCGACUAUGCAACCCAUCUGUACGCAGCAUGGACAGUGGAGGUGAGAGGGACUGAUAUUGGAUAUUUUCCAGCAGCAUUAUUCUCCAAUUUGAGUUCAGCAGAUAUAGUGGGAUGGGGUGGGAGAACAUUUUCUCCUCCAGGCUCUCCUAGUCCUCCAAUGGGAUCUGGAUAUUUUCCUGAUAGGAACUUUCUUCAUGCAAGUUUUUUUAAGAUGAUUUCUUACCAAAAUGAAUCAACAAUAAGUCAUGGACCUGAAAAAUAUCAAUUACAAUACUUCAUUGACAAGCCUUCAUGUUUUGAUCUGAGCUAUUAUGGUAAUCUGGGAGGAUAUGAUGGAUAUUCUCUCCAAUUUGGAGGACCAGGAGGUGGUCAAUGUGGCGUUUGA